AUGUUGGCGGCAUCAGCACCGCCUCCCGAAACGAAACAACCUGAGAGACAAGAUGAAGACCUGGAACUUUUACAGACCCUGCAACCUGUACAGACCUUGGAACCUUUACAGUCCAUAGAGCCUUUACAGAUCAUGGAACCUUUCCAGCUGUUACAGUCAUUGGAAGAUCAGACAAUGUCAACCAUCGAGCUAACCGAAGCAGCAUUCGACUCCGGUCUCCAAGACCUGGCUUUUGUGGAGAAGCUGAUUAUCACCAAGAAGGUGGCCAUGAAGCAGCUCCUGUCGCUGCAGAGUCAGCGGAGCCGGUACAUCAUCAAGGCGGCUGACAGCGCGCUCGCCUACUCCGUGCUAGAGGAGAACACGUCAUAACUCUUAAAAUGAUAUUUGUUUUUCAGCUGGUGGCUGGGCUUCCUCUGCUACGGCCUGCGGCCCUGCCAGCUCAAGAUCAUGAACAAGGCUGGAGAGGAGAUCAUUAGGAUCGUGCGGCCCUUCGCCUUCACCACGAGGGUCACCCCGUGUCAGCUGCAGCGGAUGGAGGUAUACUCCCCUCCGGAUAAAUUGAUCGGCACCAUCGAGCAAAUCUGGACCCCCAUGAAGCCGUGCUACUCCAUCAAGGGUCCUGAUGGAGAGGAUCUCUUUUCUGUGCAAGGACCAUCAAACACCCUGGGCAUGUACCGCGACCUGCACUUCGAGAUCGUGCGGCCCGCGGGCGACCUCGUUGGUAGCACCUGGAAACGCUGGAGGGGGCUCGCGCAUGCGCUGUUCCGCUCCCCCACACUAGACAAGUACGUGUUAGAGCAGGAUAACAUGGCGUUCGGGCUGGCGUUCCAGAAGGAUCUCUCAGUGGAAGAGAAAGCGCUGCUCCUGGCCAGCUCCCUGCUCAUAGACUACAUGUACUACGACACAUAA
This is a messenger RNA of Cydia amplana, 909 nucleotides long. Its product is annotated as phospholipid scramblase family member 5-like. Gene Ontology annotation, molecular function: phospholipid scramblase activity. The record is from RefSeq and is a predicted model, not a curated record. Gene Ontology annotation, cellular component: plasma membrane. The transcript has 6 exons. Gene Ontology annotation, biological process: plasma membrane phospholipid scrambling. NCBI's taxonomy places the organism in Eukaryota, Metazoa, Arthropoda, Insecta, Lepidoptera, Tortricidae.